This is a messenger RNA of Saccoglossus kowalevskii, 3891 nucleotides long. RefSeq lists its product as uncharacterized. Lineage: Eukaryota; Metazoa; Hemichordata; Enteropneusta; Harrimaniidae. The record is from RefSeq and is a predicted model, not a curated record.
AUGAUGAAUUCAGUUGAUUCAGCAUUUUACGCAUCAGCAAUUCAACAAACUUCAUUUGAGUCAAGCUAUAACAAUCAUAUUAAUGCCAGUGAUAAAAGUCAGAGUGUAGAAGGGGAAAAGUUAUCGAUGACUUCCGAUAAAAUAAAACUAUAUAAAAACAAAUGUAAAAUGUUAACCGAUCAAAACGAACUACUUAGAAGAAGGUGCAAUACGUUAGAGAAUGAGGUAAAUAAUAUGCUCAGAGUUGGAAAAAACAUUGAAUUGAAUGAAGUGAAGAUGAAAUACGAGAACGAAGUUAUCCCAGCAUUGAAAAGUAAAUUACAACAAGUACAGACAUCGGCAGACAUCAUGGGUAGCUGCAUGUCAUCCCAUACAAAGUUAACAAAUUCAUCAAACGUAAAGAAGAAGCCAUACGCACCAAAGAAGCGUACCAAGAAAAAACGAGGUAGUUCAAAAUCUGGUAAAGGAAGAAAGAAAUCAAAGGAAAAGAAUGACGUCAAACCUCAAAAUGGAACGAUGGAAAAAGAAAAUGGAUCAAGUGAAAGUAUUGAUAGCUUAUCAAAUAAAACAAGCCAGGGCAGUGGGAGUUGUGAUACGAGUUUAUCAAGCGUGUUCAAUACUUCGCCUACGAGCAGCCAUAAGAACAAUACUGAAAGUCAGCAGGAGCCUAACAAUGCAGAUGAUUUUAACAGAAAUAUAAUAAAGCAUCUUAGAGGGGAAAGUGAAUCAAGUAGUUCUUCUUAUGAUUCUACAUGCUCUUCUUUGAGUACCAUCUACAGUGAAGAUGAGUUAGCAGAGAGAAUAAACCAACCAAAAAUAUCACCCAAACAACCUGAUAAAUCAGAACCGCAUGAUGAGGGAAAUGAUAAGCAGACUGAUGUCAAAGAACCUGAAGAGGCUGAUGUCAAAGAACCUGAAGAGCACAACGAGGGAGGUGACAAAUCAGAACCUCUUGAUGACCAAACGAGUGACGGGAAUGAUAAGCAGGCUGAUGUCAAAGUACCUGAAGAGGAUGAAGAGGGAGAUGACAAAUCAGAACAUCUUGAUGACCAAAGGAGUGAGGGGAAUGAUAAGGAAGCUGAUGUCAAAGAACCUGAAGAAGACAAAGAGGGGGGUGACAAAUCAGAACCUCUUGAGGACCAAACAAGUGAGGGGAAUGAUAAGCAGGCUGAUGUCAAAGAACAUGAAGAAGAUAAAGAGGGAGGUGACAAAUCAGAACCUCUUGAUGACCAAAGGAAACCUGAAGGGGAUAAAGAAGAAGAUGACAAAUCAGAACCUCUGGAUGACCAAACAUGUGAGGGGAAUGAUAAGCAGACUGAUGUCAAAGAACCUGAAGAGGACAAAGAGGGAGGUGACAAAUCAGAACCUCUUGAUGACCGAACAAGUGAGGGGAAUGAUAAGCAGGCUGAUGUAAAAGAACCUGAAGAGGACAAAGAGGAGGGGAAUGAUAAGCAGACUGAUGUCAAAGAACCUGAAGGGGAUAAAGAAGGAGAUGACAAAUCAGAACCUCUGGAUGACCAAACAAGUGAAGGGAAUGAUAAGCAGGCUGAUGUCAAAGAACCUGAAGAGGACAAAGAGGGAGGUGACAAAUCAGAACCUCUCGAUGACCAAACAAGUGAAGGGAAUGAUCAGCAGACUGAUGUCAAAGAACCUGAAGAGGACAAAGAGGGAGGUGACAAAUCAGAACCUCUUGAUGACCGAACAAGUGAGGGGAAUGAUAAGCAGGCUGAUGUAAAAGAAACUGAAGAGGAUAGAGAGAGAUGUGACAAAUCCGAACCUCAUGGUGACCAAACAAGUGAGGGGAAUGAUAAGCAGGCUGAUGUCAAAAAACCUGAAGAGAAUAAAGAGGGAGGUGACAAAUCAGAACCUCUUGAUGACCGAACAAGUGAGGGGAAUGAUAAGCAGACUGAUGUCAAAGAACCUGAAGAAGAUAAAGAGGGAGGAGAUGAAUCAGAACCUCUUGAUGACCAAACAAGUGAGGGGAGCAAUAAGCAGGUUGAUGUCAAAGAACCUGAAGAGGAUAAAGAGGGAGGUGACAAAUCAGAACCUCUGGAUGAUCAAACGAGUGAGGGGAAUGAUAAGCAGGCUGAUGUCAAAGAACCUGAAGAGGAUAAAGAGGGAGGAGAUGAAUCAGAACCUCUUGAUGACCAAACAUGUGAGGGUAGCGAUAAGCAGGCUGAUGUCAAAGAACCUGAAAAAGAUAAAGAGGGAGGAGAUGAAUCAGAACCUCUUGAUGACCAAACAAGUGAGGGGAGCGAUAAGCAGGUUGAUGUCAAAGAACCUGAAGAGGAUAAAGAGGGAGGUGACAAAUCAGAACCUCUUGAUGACCAAACAAGUGAGGGUAGCGAUAAGCAGGCUGAUGUCAAAGAACCUGAAAAAGAUAAAGAGGGAGGAGAUGAAUCAGAACCUCUUGAUGACCAAACAAGUGAGGGGAGCGAUAAGCAGGUUGAUGUCAAAGAACCUGAAGAGGAUAAAGAGGGGGGUGACAAAUCAGAACUUCUGGAUGACCAAACGAAACCUGAAAAGGAUAAAGAAAGAAAAGAUGAAUCAGAACCUCUUGAUGACCAAACAAGUGAGGAUAAUGAUAAGAAGAAUGAUGUCAAGGAACUUGAAGAGGAUAAAGAGGAAGGUGACUAUUCGGAACUUUUCGAUGACCAAACAAGUGAGGAGAUUGAUAAGCAGGCUGAUGUUAAAAAACCUUCAGAGGAUAAAGAGGGAGGUGACAAUUCAGAACCUCUUGAUGAACAAACAUGUGAAGAUAAUGAUAAGCAGACCAGUGUCAAAGAACCUGAAGAUGAUAAAGAAGGACCUGGUUUAGAUUCGUAUAAACUAGAUAAUGAUGUUCAUGACGAGACCAAAUCAAAAAAUAGUGGUGAUACAGAUAAUGAUGACAUAUCCAAGUCAAUUGAAUCAAAGUCAUCUAUGAAUGACAAAAACGUGUACGUUCUUCUAGAUGAAGAAAUAAAACCAGAGUCCUCCAGUGAAUACACAGUGAUGUCCAUUGAUGAUAACAAUGGGGAAGGUACAAUUAGCAAGCCUGAACAUGAAUAUUCUGACCCACAUAACGAAAUUGAUGUUAAGAUGAAUGAUGAAUACAGUGAUAACAAAGAUAGCCAUAAUGUUUCUGUGCCAAGGGUGGAUGAAACUACAAUUGAAACUACCAUAGAAAACAAUUAUGUUGCAAGUGAAACUGACGCAACUUACACAGCAUCUGGUGUCAAGACACAAAUGGAUUUACUAGUACAGGAAAUGAGUCUCUCAGAUAAUGACUUACUAAAAGAAAUAACAGUAGAUUUGACGUCCAGUGCGAAUAGUAGUGAAGUUCAGACAAAAAGCAAUGUGGUACAUGAAGAUAACAUGAUAAAAUCAGUUGAUUCAACAUUACACGCAUCAGCAAGUCAGCAAACUUCAUUUGCGCCAACUGAUAACAAUCCUAUUAAUUCCAUUGCUGGAAAUCAUGUAGCAGAUAAAAUUAAAGUAUUUGAAGACAAAUCUACAAUGUUGACCGAGGAAAACACACUACUUAGAAAAAGAUGCAAUGAUUUACGCGAAGAAAUAAAACACCUGUUUGUUGAUAAAAACAUUGAAUUGGAUGAAGUGAAAAAGAAAUACGAGAACAAAGUUAUUCCUGCAUUAAACAAUGAAAUACAUCACAUAAAGGUGGAAAACGAAAAGAAAAAUCGACGUAUUGAUGAAUUACAAGAGUUUCUAAAGCGUCAUGAUAACCUGAAGGGAGGGUAUACUACAUUAAAUGAAAUCAUACAACAGGAGAUUGAGUACAAGAGUAAAAGAAUGUCGGAACUCGAAUCAAGGGUGAUGGAGCUUGAAUCCAUGCUUCGACGCGAUGCUGCAAGUGUUGAUGAGAAAACUAUUGAACGUAAAGAUAUUUAG